UCAGUAACCCACAAUCAGUCUCUUUUCGAUCGUCAUGAACAGUGGACUGGUACUGUGCUUAUGUGUAUUUUCGAUCUUAUUUGCGUUGUGUAGGGCAACCACUUGCAACUCAUUAAAUCACGUUGAAGUUCAACUGCAUCAACAAAAUGGGAACACAUUCAAUAAAACAAUAACAGGAUGUAUUGAAAGAAUAGCAUUUGAUUCGAAAACUAUUAUCACGAAAGCAUUCAUAAGAGAACAAGAUGUGCCCAUAUUAGGUAGGGACACGAUAAGAAACAUGGCGAAAUUAACAACGGCGACAUUUUUGGAGUGCAACUUGGUGCAUGUGGAAUCUGGAGCGUUAAGAAAUGUACCUAGAUUAAAGAGUUUCCAAAUAUCUAAUGGAAACUUAAAGGAAAUUUCGAGGGAAAUAUUUAUUGCUGCACCUAAACUGGAACUGUUAAGAAUCAAUAACAAUCAAAUCGACCUAAUAGCUGAUUAUGCUUUUUCUAAUUUGCCAUCAUUAAAAAAGAUAUACGUCAACAACAAUGAAUUAGAACACUGGAACAAAGAGUGGUUUGUUAACACAACAAGUUUGGAAAUCAUGAACUUUCAAUUUAACAAAAUCAGAACGUUACCUAAAAUGGCGUUUAAUUUUCUAAGGAAUUUAACGCAAAUCUAUUUUGACUACAAUGAAAUUUUCACUAUUCAGGCGGACGCAUUCAAAGGUCUACGAAACAUAACUCACUUAGGAUUGAGAUACAACAGACUAACUGCCAUCAGUGAAAACAUAUUUCCGAAUACAAUAAAAAUUAAAUCUCUGGUGAUAGAUGCCAAUUAUCUUAACUUUCUUCCAAAUGAAGUUUUAAACAGAAUCGCAGUAAAGGAGUUAACAAUUCAAGGGAAUCCCUGGAAAUGUCCUUGUCUCGAUCGAAUCAACGGUUGGGUGUUUAAGAAGAAAGGUGUGAUCAAAAAAUCGGAAAUGUGCACAGGAGAUUCCAUCCCCGAUUGUGCAGCAUCGAAAGUAUUUUCCACCACAUGUAUUGAAACCGUAGACACUGAAUUAACUAAACUUUUUAUCCAGUCCUUGAGAAAUUUAUCCGUUCCAUUGGGAAAAUAUUGUGCCAGGACUGAUCAAACAUUAAUAGCUAUAUAAUUAUGUUUUGUACGUGUAAAAAUAAUAUACAUAGAAAUUUA
Messenger RNA from Aethina tumida (small hive beetle), 1176 nucleotides. Its product is annotated as platelet glycoprotein V. The transcript is spliced from 2 exons. Gene Ontology annotation, cellular component: membrane. The record is from RefSeq and is a predicted model, not a curated record. Gene Ontology annotation, biological process: axonogenesis; regulation of presynapse assembly; positive regulation of synapse assembly. NCBI's taxonomy places the organism in Eukaryota, Metazoa, Arthropoda, Insecta, Coleoptera, Nitidulidae. The coding region runs from base 35 to 1135 and encodes 366 amino acids.